AUGUUGGGCUUCACACAGCUCUUGAUUACUCUCUACCUCCUACAUCAUGGCAUGGUCAUGGCCCACCCGCUUUCGCCCGGCGAAGCCCUUGCAAAAAGAGGGCUCGGAGGUGCGCCGCCUGCAUAUGCCCGCCAUCGCGUUCUAACGAAGAGGAUGGAAGUGUUGGGCUCGAAGGGCACAGCGAGCGUGUUAGAUUCAGCUUCCCAAACAAGUGGGGCUGCGUCUCAUACCGCAGACGGAUUCACCAAAUUAGAGGAUUCGGGAACGCCAGGUCAUACUGUGGUUACACCGGAACCGCCCACCGGCCCAGCAUUUGAUGAUCAGCAACUUCCACCCCACCAGAACUUGAGGCCAGAUGAUAAUGUGGUUACAGUUGACCCGCCCACCAAUACAGCAUCUCAUGACCAGAACGUGCCACCCCACAACAACCUAGAUGGAAUUGAAACCCCAUACCAAGUAACACUGAAGGGUGGAUUGUUACAAGCUGAAAUAAUUGGUCAAGCCUUCGAUGAAGUAAGGAAUACAUUGCAGCAGAUAAAUGAAGAAAACAAAACCAUAGAAAAUACACUGCAUGAGCAAAUUCCAAGCAAUUCCAAUCCUCCAGUUGAACCUGGUCAAUCACCCACUGGUGAGCCAGGUGGAGGAAAUCCUCAUGAUGAACGCGUUCCAACCAUGGGCAAUGAUGCCAGAGGUGGUGGAAAAGGUUCCAAAGACCAACCUUCUGGGGAAGAUCAAACCAAUGCAGCGGGGGAUGAAAAUGUCGAACCUUCCGGAGAACCAACAGGAGAUGCAAGUGACUCUCGUCAGGAACCACCGCAGGCCUCUGGGGAUGGCCAGACACACGGUCAAUCUGACAGAGAUUUUCAACAAGAGAAUCCUGGAAGGGAACCUUCUCAUCUGGAGAUCCCAGAAGAAGCAGAAGAAGAAUUAAGGAAAGCUCGUCAAAAAGCAAAGGAUGAAGCAAUCCGGAAGAGAGCACAAGAGAAAGCGGAAAGAAUGAGGAAACAACAACAGGAGCAAAAUUUCAAACCUCCAUCAAAACCAGUUCAAUCGACCACAGGUGAACCAGGUGUAGAAGAUCCUCAAAAUGGCCGGGGUCCAACCACGGAUGAUAAUCCGACAGGGGAUGGCAGUAGUUCCAAUGACCAACCUUCUGGGGGCUCCGAAGGAAGUGCAAGUGGCCCUCUCAAAACAGAACAGCAGGACUCCAGGGCUCAAAAUAAUCAAAACAACUCCGACAACGAAGAUCUUCUUCCUUCAAGCGAAUUCGUAAAAGGUAUUUUGAAAAAGCAACAAGAAGAAAAAAAGAAAGCUGAGGAGCUGAAGAGACAACAAGCCCAAAAGUUAAAAGAGUUGGAAGAGCAACGCCGAAGAGAAAACCCUUUGGAUCGACCAGAGCAAUCAACCAUGGGGAACCCAAGUGCAGGAAACACUCAAGGUAAAGGGGAUCCAAAUGUGGAUGAUCCCACUUCAGGGACUGGAAGUGGAUCCAAUUCCCAGCCUUCUGGCGGAGGUGAAAGUAGUCGUCAGAACACAAGCCAGCAGGGCUCCAGUACACAAAAUAAUCAAAAUAACUCCGGCAACAGAAACCAACCUGAGAGCGAUGCGCAACGAAAAACACGAGAGGAUCAGGAAAGAAAAAGUAGACAGCAAGCUGAGGAGGAAAAUAAGAAGAGAGAAGAAGCCCGGUUAGCAAGAGAGAGAAGAGAAGCUGAGAUCAGACGGGAAAAGGAGGAGAGGAAAUUAAAAGAAGAAGCUGAGAGAAAGAGACAGCAAGAGCAAGAAGAAGCCGAAAGAAGACAACAACAGGAAACAGAACAGGCCGAAAGAAGAAGACAACAAGAGGGGAAUGGAAAUCAAAAUGGCAACCAGCACACAGAAAUUCCACAUGAGGAAAGUGCUCGUGAUGGAAAUCCCACAGCUAGCACUGAACCACAUGCAACAAACCAUGUUGAAGGAGAUAGUGGAAAAGUCCCUCCAACUACCAAAGAAAAUGAAAUCGACGCGGAAGCUGGGAACAAACUCCGAGAAGCAAAUCAAAAGCAUGGAGAACAGAAACCAAAAGGUUUCUUUCUGUCUGCUUUGCACAAAUUAGUGGAGAAGUUCAAAAUGAUGUGCAAUAGGUUGAUGAACUUCCUGUGCAGGCGGAAAAAAAGCUCUCUCAAUCCAAGCGAUAAGAUGAACAAUGUGCUCUUCAAAGAUGAACCCUACAACCCGUCUAAUGAGUCUGCGGACAUCAAAGCUGCCAGAGAAGCUGAACAAGGUAAACUCCGCCCUAAAGAAGCAAAUGCAAAUGAGAGGGACCCGCUUUAUGUUAUCCCAGAUCGUGAAGCCAAGCCUAACUAG
Messenger RNA from Puccinia triticina, 2346 nucleotides. RefSeq lists its product as uncharacterized. The record is from RefSeq and is a predicted model, not a curated record. NCBI's taxonomy places the organism in Eukaryota, Fungi, Basidiomycota, Pucciniomycetes, Pucciniales, Pucciniaceae. The coding region runs from base 1 to 2346 and encodes 781 amino acids. The transcript is spliced from 15 exons.